Messenger RNA from Prionailurus viverrinus (fishing cat), 6170 nucleotides. It is a transcript of the gene MTMR4, whose product is annotated as myotubularin related protein 4. Gene Ontology annotation, biological process: regulation of autophagy; dephosphorylation. Lineage: Eukaryota; Metazoa; Chordata; Mammalia; Carnivora; Felidae. The transcript is spliced from 18 exons. Gene Ontology annotation, molecular function: phosphatidylinositol-3,5-bisphosphate 3-phosphatase activity; protein phosphatase binding; metal ion binding. The record is from RefSeq and is a predicted model, not a curated record. The coding region runs from base 430 to 4059 and encodes 1209 amino acids.
UGAAAAGAUGUAGGAGGUCUUGCCUUACCUUUUCACGCUAUCUGGGGGCAGUCCCGCACCCCAGACUUCAAAAGCCCCUAGACUUCCCCAGAGGACGCCCUCGCACGCUGCGGAGGGGCUCCGAGGAGGGAGGAGCCUUGGAACUGUGGGCGGGGCCGCAAGGUUCCGCCCCAUCCCUCCUCUCGCGGCCUGGGUCUCUCCCCUCUCUUUUGCGCUCGUGCGGGAGGGCGGAGCCGGGCUCGCUCCAUUGUGGAGAGUAGGGGAGAGGCGCGCGGGAGUCCGCGGAGGCCCUGCUACCAGCGCGCUCGCCUCCUGGCCGCCGCGGCUGCCCCUGGCAGGCACCGCAGCCGGGAUGCGGCGGGCGCCCGGCACUGGCGGGCAGCGCAGCGGCUCCGGGGACAUGUGCGCUGGCCCAGACCGCCCGCGACCAUGAGCCUGACCGCCCGCGUCUCCUGCUCUAUGCUCAGCUGCUUCGGUGAGGAAGGGCCCCCCAGCCUGGAGUACAUCCAAGCCAAGGAUCUGUUUCCCCCCAAGGAACUAGUGAAAGAGGAGGAGAAUCUGCAGGUGCCCUUUACAGUGCUGCAGGGUGAGGGAGUGGAGUUCCUGGGCCGGGCAGCUGAUGCCCUCAUUGCCAUCUCCAACUACCGACUGCAUAUCAAGUUUAAAGAUUCUGUCAUCAACGUCCCCCUCCGGAUGAUUGACAGUGUAGAGAGCCGUGAUAUGUUCCAGUUGCACAUUGCCUGCAAGGACUCCAAAGUGGUGAGGUGCCACUUCUCCACUUUCAAGCAGUGCCAAGAGUGGCUGUCACGGCUAAGCCGGGCCACGGCGAGACCUGCCAAGCCUGAAGACCUCUUUGCCUUUGCCUACCAUGCCUGGUGCCUGGGGCUGACUGAGGAGGACCAGCAUACUCACCUAUGUCAGCCAGGAGAGCACAUAAGAUGUCGCCAGGAGGCUGAGCUCGCGAGGAUGGGCUUUGAUUUGCAGAAUGUCUGGAGAGUCUCCCACAUCAACAGCAACUACAAAUUGUGCCCCAGUUACCCCCAGAAGCUGCUGGUUCCUGUGUGGAUCACAGACAAAGAGCUGGAGAACGUGGCUUCCUUCCGCUCCUGGAAGCGGAUCCCGGUGGUUGUGUAUAGACACCUACGCAAUGGGGCUGCAAUUGCCCGCUGCAGCCAGCCUGAGAUCAGCUGGUGGGGCUGGCGCAAUGCUGAUGAUGAGUAUCUGGUCACGUCCAUCGCUAAAGCUUGUGCUCUGGACCCAGGGACAAGGGCCACUGGGGGCUCCCUCAGCACUGGGAAUAGUGAUGCCAGCGAGGCAUGUGACACUGACUUCGAUUCUUCCUUGACUGCAUGCUCUGGAGUGGAGAGCACAGCGGCCCCCCAGAAACUGCUGAUCCUGGAUGCUAGAUCCUACACGGCGGCUGUGGCCAACCGGGCCAAGGGUGGAGGCUGUGAGUGUGAAGAAUACUAUCCCAACUGUGAGGUCGUGUUCAUGGGAAUGGCCAAUAUCCAUGCCAUCCGGAACAGCUUCCAGUACCUUCGGGCUGUGUGUAGCCAGAUGCCUGAUCCCAGCAACUGGUUGUCGGCACUGGAGAGCACCAAAUGGCUACAGCACUUGUCGGUGAUGCUAAAGGCAGCUGUGCUUGUGGCUAAUACUGUAGACCGGGAAGGCCGGCCUGUGUUGGUGCACUGCUCAGAUGGCUGGGACCGGACACCGCAGAUUGUAGCCCUGGCCAAAAUACUACUGGACCCAUAUUAUAGGACGUUGGAGGGCUUCCAAGUUUUAGUAGAGUCUGACUGGCUGGAUUUUGGGCACAAGUUUGGAGAUCGCUGUGGCCACCAGGAGAAUGCAGAGGACCAAAAUGAGCAAUGCCCUGUGUUCCUCCAGUGGCUUGAUUCCGUUCAUCAGCUGCUCAAGCAGUUCCCCUGCCUGUUUGAGUUUAAUGAAGCAUUCCUGGUAAAGCUGGUGCAGCACACAUACUCCUGCCUCUACGGCACGUUCCUGGCCAACAAUCCUUGGGAGCGAGAGAAGCGCAACAUCUAUAAGCGGACCUGCUCUGUGUGGGCUCUCCUGCGAGCUGGCAAUAAGAACUUCCAUAACUUCCUCUACACACCUGGCUCAGACAUGGUCCUGCAUCCUGUGUGUCACGUACGGGCUCUACACCUCUGGACAGCUGUUUAUUUGCCAGCGUCGUCUCCAUGUACACUUGGGGAAGAGACCAUGGAUCUUUACCUUUCCCCGGUGGCUCAGAGCCAGGAGUUUUCUGGCCGUUCUCUGGACAGAUUACCUAAAACCAGAUCUAUGGACGAUCUGCUUUCUGCCUGUGACACAAGCAGCCCCCUGACUCGCACAUCCAGUGACCCUAACCUGAAUAACCACUGUCAGGAGGCCAGAGUAGGCCUGGAGCCCCGGCACAGCAGUCCUGAGGGCUCAGAGACCUUUGUGGAAUCUGUGGUAGGAGGUCCUCAGCAGACCGUAGGAGAAAUGGGUCUUCCUUCCCCUCUGCCCAGCAGCCAGAAAGACUACUUGAGCAAGAAACCUUUCAAGAGUCAGAGAAGCUGUUCUCCAAGUUACAAACUGUUUAGUACUGCAGUGCCCCAGGAAAUGAAGAGCAACAUCUCUGAUCCUGAGAUCAAAGUCCUGGAAGAGACUGAAGCAGCAGCUCCAGACCCUCCUGCCCACAAUGAGAUGAAUAGGACUUUAGAUGGCACAGAGGAGCCACCUGAACAUUGUCCUGAGAAAGAAGCUGUCAGCACACUCUCCGAAGUUGUUUCCAACAAAUGGAAUGGAGUUUGUGAUUUUCCUGAGUCUUCCCAGGACUCCCUUUCGGGUGCCCCCCAACAGGCCCUGCUAGAUUCCAUGCUAGGUGUGCCCUCUGGAUGUGCUGCAGAUCACAGUCUGGGUACCCUUUGCGACCCACUGAGUGCUACCAGCCAAACUCCUUCGGAGCCAAGCACUGACUUCCUCAGCCAAGAUCCCCCAGGGUCUGUGGCAAGGAGUUCCCACCAGGAACAGCCCAGCUCUGUGUCAGAUCUGAUUCAUAGGGAGGAAUACACUGGCAAAAGAGGGAAUAAUAGGAAUGGGCAGUUAUUGGAAAAUCCUCGCUUUGGGAAAGUGCCAUUGGAAUGGGCCCGAAAGCCAAUUUCUCAGAGCCAGAUCAGUGAGUUUUCCUUUUUAGGAUCCAACUGGGAUAGCUUCCAAGGGAUGGUGACUUCAUUCCCAAGUGGGGAGACCACCCCUCGGCGGCUGCUUUCCUAUGGCUGUUGCAGCAAAAGGUCAAGCAACAAGCAGGUGCGGGCAAUAGGGCCCUGCUUUGGGGGCCAGUGGGCUCAGAGAGAAGGGGUGAAAUCACCGGUCUGUUCUAGUCAUUCCAGUGGACACUGUACUGGUCCAGGGGGAAAAAACAACCGGAUGUGGUUGUCCGGUCACCCAAAGCAGGUCUCCAGCACAAAGCCUGUUCCACUGAGCUGCCCUUCUCCAGUGCCUCCUCUCUACCUGGAUGAUGAUGGACUGCCCUUUCCCACGGAUGUGAUUCAGCAUAGAUUACGGCAAAUCGAAGCAGGGUACAAGCAAGAGGUAGAGCAGCUACGCCGACAGGUGCGUGAGCUUCAGAUGAGGUUGGAUAUCCGUCACUGCUGUGCCCCUCCAGCAGAGCCCCCCAUGGACUAUGAGGAUGAUUUUACAUGUUUGAAGGAGUCCGAUGGCAGUGAUAUAGAAGAUUUUGGCUCUGAUCACAGUGAAGACUGCCUUUCAGAAGCAAGCUGGGAACCUGUUGAUAAGAAAGAGACUGAGGUGACUCGCUGGGUUCCAGACCAUAUGGCAUCACAUUGCUAUAACUGUGACUGUGAGUUCUGGUUGGCCAAACGAAGACACCAUUGCCGAAAUUGUGGGAAUGUAUUUUGUGCUGGCUGCUGCCACCUGAAGCUGCCCAUUCCUGAUCAACAGCUCUAUGACCCAGUUCUCGUCUGUAACUCCUGUUAUGAACACAUCCAAGUAUCUCGUGCCAGGGAACUCAUGAGCCAACAUCUGAAGAAACCCAUUGCUACAGCUUCCAGCUGAAUGCCAGAGGAGAUGACCUGUCCAAUUUUAGCAGGUUUGAAGGGAGGAUCUGCUUCAGGUGUAGUUUUGAAGGUUCCUUGGUGUGGCUCAUGAAAUAACAGAGCUCAAAGAUACCGUCUUGAGAAAUCCUCCAUGGUACCAUGAGACUGGAGCAGAGGAAUUCCAAUUUGGCAGGAGGUCUUCUAUUGGUGAGACCCUCACCUUGGGGUAAUGGUCCUGAUCCAGACCCAGAGUCUGGAAGCUUAAUGUUGAGCUGGUGACUCCAGCUUUUGUCCUAGGGGCCACAAGAUGAUGAUUUCAUAGAUACCGCCUGGUGAUACAUGCCCCAAACAGCAAUAGAAAGGCAUAAGUAUAACCAAACUCCAAGUGAUAAACAGAUCCAUCUCUCCUCCACCUUGAAAAAAGCAGAUUUUAGUAUACAAGAUAGGAAUUCCUAUCCUAUUUGAAAUGAACUAUAUCCUGUUCCUCUGUGCUCUGUGUCUGUGCAUGAAGGCUCAGUCUUUAGAGGCACUCCCUCUAGUUGCAGUAGUUCUGUCUCUCUGUGGAGUUUGGUUUAAAGACUGGUUCAGCAAGUGGAGGUUUUGCUGUAUUUUUCACUUGGCUUAUCGGCCAACAUCAGUGAAUAUUCAGUUUAGAGGGACAGUUCUAAGGAGUCAGACAUUCUUGGGAGCAGAGGAAAGCUCUGCUGAUGUUCAGUCCUGGCAAAAAUCAGUUAUUUUGAGCUGCGAAGGCAGUCGUCUCUGUUACUCAGUGGCAGCUCUUGAGGUAUGCACUGUGAAGAAUGAGAAGGGAAAAGCAGAAAUGAUCCUUGUCAAAUAUUUGCUGAUCGUGCCCUGCCCUUUGCGCCUGACUUUUCCUAGUUGUCCUGGUGCUAACACAGGAGUUACACCUUGAUCCUCUCCUGGCAUGAAAACGAAACAAUGGAUUUUUGUUGUUGUUCCAUUGCCCACUUCCCUCGUGUUGUCUUUCCCUUGGCUGCUGCCUCCUCUGGGUCACACUGCUUCUUAUCCUGAACACUUGACACCUUGAGGGUAGAAUUUAGCAUUUGGUUUUUACCUCCUAGAAUAUGCUGUUUGGUAUGUGAGGGUUUCAGUACAAAUGCUGCUGUCUAUUUCUGUGCACUUAACAAUGGAACCCAAACAGAAGAGAAUAAAGCCUUGAUACCAAAAUUGGGAGAGAAAAUGUGUCCAUUUGGACCAAACAUUGUUUUUUUUUGUUGUUGUUGUUGUUUUGUUUCAUCUUAAUAUGUACCAGUGGCACUUAACCAAAAGAUACAGUGAUAUAGCCAUGUACUGUGGUUGGGACAGAUAUAGUCUCCUUGAUCUAUAAUGAAACCACUAGUAUUUCCUUUAUACAUUUUCCUUAAUCCAUUGGUGUAUAAAAGGUGAAUUACACUUAGGCUUAUCCUGUUUUAAAACUAUGGUAGCUGUCUGUCUAACUGCUACUUUCAUGUUACUUCCUAGAAAAAAAUUUUUCAUUUGAAAAUAACUAGGAUCUGCAUUUAGAACAAGAAUUGUUAUUUGUCCUGACCUUUUCUUUAGUCCUACAGAGAAGCAUCUGUGCUUUUAUACUUGUCAUGGAUGUAACCUAAAAAGUUUUGGCGUAUUUAGGUCAGCCUAGCAGAACUUUUUUUUUUUUUUUUUUUUCAUUUAAAUGGAGUUGAAUAAUGGAGAUUUGUGUCUGGGAAAUUCCUGAGAUCAUUGAAAAAGUAACAAACUAUUCCUUGUCUCUGAUACGUAAAAUUCUAAGCAUUUUCUCAAUCAUUAAAAUUUACUGCCAGUUGCGAGUGGCUUUUUAAUUAACUUUCAUUGCACUUCACUCUGCCCAUUUUCAGGGGGAGUAAGAUUGGUGGUAACAUUUGAGGAGACUGUAUCUGUCUACUUCGUGUGGCUGUUUUGAGGGACUGUCCCAUCAGUGAACAUACUGCAUGGCCUUGGAGAGAGACUCUGGGCUCUCAGCUCAGAUGUAUUCAUCAAAUACUCCUUUCAGAGCUCUCGUGGGUGUAAGUGACAUGAUGUGGCCAAAAAUCCAAACUGUGCAGUUGCGUUGUGACAAACAUGCAAUGUGCUGUAAAAACUCAAUACAAUUUAAAUAAAAUCUCUAUAUUAGUG